AUGCGGAGCCUGGUGUGCUUGUUAGCCCUGGCUGGGUUUACUGCACAGUCGCUAGGGCAGCAGCAGCAGCAGCCGCUAUAUGCGACCGCCAAGCCCAAUGUUGUCUUCAUAUUAACCGAUGAUCAAGACGCGCAACUCGGCUCCUUGGAUUACAUGCCCUAUGUUAAAAAGCAUCUACUAGACAAAGGAACACACUAUCGCAGCCAUUACUGUACAACCAGCGUCUGUUGCCCUUCGCGGGUGACCCUUUGGACAGGGAAACUGGCCCACAAUACAAACGUUACGGAUGUCAAUCCUCCGCAUGGUGGUUAUCCCAAGUUUAUUUCUCAAGGUCUCAAUGACAACUAUCUGCCUGUCUGGCUACAGGAAGCCGGGUACAAUACCUACUACACUGGUAAACUGUUCAACGUCCACACGGUCGACAAUUAUAACGCCCCCUUCCCAGCUGGGUUUACCGGAAACGACUUCCUUCUCGAUCCAUUUACAUACGACUACCUAAACAGUACCUUCCAACGAGACCGAGAACCACCCCAAAGCUACGAAGGAGAAUACAGCACCGAUGUCCUCGGACAAAAGGCAUAUCGCCUGCUCGACGAAGCAGUCACGGCUCAAAAGCCCUUCUUUCUCACAGUCGCUCCCAUUGCACCGCAUUGCAACGUUUUCAUGAAUGGAACCGGCUUAGAUGCCAACCCUAACUUCAGCUUCAGCGCACCUAUUCCCGCCAAGCGGCACGAGCACUUAUUCCCCGAUGUUAAAGUCCCCCGUACCCCCUCCUUCAAUCCGGAAAACCCCUCAGGCGCCAACUGGAUUAAGACUCUCAAGCGACAGAAUGAUACUAAUGUUGACUACAACGAUCAUUUUUACCGCCAGCGUCUACGCGCCCUCCAGGCCAUUGAUGAACUAGUUGAUGGCUUAUUUACACGCUUGAAGGAAUAUGAUAUUCUCGACAACACAUAUGUAGUCUAUAGUAGCGAUAAUGGCUACCAUAUUGGUCAACACCGACUCCAGCCGGGCAAGUCGUGUGGAUAUGAAGAAGACAUUAAUGUUCCCUUGAUCGUUCGUGGUCCCAAUGUUGCCCAGAAUGUAUCUACGGAUAUUGUUACAACACAUACGGACCUUGCACCCACCUUCCUUGAUCUGUUAGGUAUCCCUCUCCGAGAGGACUUCGAUGGCGACCCCAUCCCUUUUACAGAGAGCCAGAUCGAGGAGGCCCAUGACGAGAGACAAGAGCAUGUCACAGUUGAAUAUUGGGGAUAUGCAGCGGGAGAGGGUAUAUAUGACUGUGCGUACCCUACUCACACCCUUCACUCUUUGACUGUGCAUGUGCUAAUCAGGACACUGAAAGUUGACCUAUCGGCAUACAACAACACAUACAAAGCUCUCCGCAUCAGAGGUAAUGAAUAUAACCUCUACUACUCUGUUUGGUGUAACAACGAGCAUGAACUCUACGAUAUGACUAGUGACCCUCAUCAACUCCACAACCUCCUUUCUACAAAUGGGCUUCCAAAUGCGACCUCUCACAUCAUAUUGAACGUUGAUCUUUCCAAAGUCGUUCAGCGACUUGACUCCCUUUUACUGGUGCUCAAGUCCUGCAAGGGCCAGGUAUGUGUCAAGCCAUGGGAUGCCUUGCAUCCGCGCGGGGAGGUAACGACGUUGAAAGACGCACUGGAUGUGCGCUAUGAUUAUUACUACGAGAUGGAACAGACAACGCGGGUCCAGUUUGACGAGUGUGCGCGCGGGUAUUUUCUGGAUGUGGAGGGCCCACAGUUUGGUCAAGGGACUGAAUAUGGGGUUCUUCGGGAUGGAUUACCAUGUAUUAUAUGGGAUCUACGGUCUCCGGCAGCUCCACAGCAGACACCAAACCGGGUCGCGCUCAAUCCUAUACUGCGGAUUGAUUGGCCGGAUGAGCUUUCCAUGCACCUCCUCACCACUCCGCUUCUCUACCGCAUUCUCUCUUUCCAGGCCACACCUCAGUACACGAAGGCUGUAGGAAUCGUUCUCUCCGUACUGUUCACGAUCGUCAUGGUCGUCCACAUGGUCAUGGACGAGUUCCUGCUCCAUGCGGUGACGUUCGGCACCGCUGUCUAUUUGAUCGCGACUCGCACGCUCAAGAUAAUUCCUCGGGAGAUCCCGGAUGUCGAGGAUCGCAAGAGGAUUCAGAACGUGGCGCUCUUUGGGUGUGCGAGCUUCAUCUUCGGAUACCUCGUCUGGCUGGUUGACGAGUGGGUGUGUCAGUCUCUGAUUGGAGCCAGACACGCGGUCGGACUGCCCGUGGCAUUUUUGCUUGAGUUGCAUGGCUGGUGGCAUGUCUUUACUGCAAUUGGUGGAUAUAUUGCCGUGGCGAUUAUUGAUUUGAUUACUUCUGGGCAGCUGCAACGGGACUCGGUUGCACAGCUCGCGUGGCCGUUGCCGACUGUUGCGAGGCUGCUCGGACCGGCUGAGGGAGAGAUGAAGCGGAGGUAG
This is a messenger RNA of Aspergillus piperis CBS 112811, 2463 nucleotides long. RefSeq names its product arylsulfatase. Gene Ontology annotation, molecular function: N-acetylglucosamine-6-sulfatase activity; glycosaminoglycan binding; hydrolase activity, acting on carbon-nitrogen (but not peptide) bonds, in linear amides. The coding region runs from base 1 to 2463 and encodes 820 amino acids. The transcript has 8 exons. The record is from RefSeq and is a predicted model, not a curated record. Gene Ontology annotation, biological process: ceramide metabolic process. Lineage: Eukaryota; Fungi; Ascomycota; Eurotiomycetes; Eurotiales; Aspergillaceae. Gene Ontology annotation, cellular component: membrane.